UCGGGGCUGAACGGGCACCAUGCGGCGGGGCGCGCUCCUGGCUAGCGCCCUGGCCGCCUACGCCGGGUACCUGGCGCUGGGCGCGCUGCUUGUGGCGCGGCUGGAGCGGCCUCACGAAGCCCGGCUGCGGGCAGAGCUGGGGACCCUGCGGGAGCAGCUGCUGCGGCACAGCCCGUGCGUGGCGGCUCAUGCCCUGGACGCCUUCGUGGAGCGGGUGCUGGCGGCCGGACGGCUGGGGCGCGCAGCGCUCGCCAACGCCUCGGGAGCCGCCAACGCUUCGGACCCUGCGUGGGACUUCGCCUCGGCGCUCUUCUUCGCCAGCACACUAGUCACCACCGUGGGCUAUGGCUACACGACCCCACUGACAGAUGCCGGCAAAGCCUUCUCCAUCGUCUUUGCACUCCUGGGCGUGCCUAUCACCAUGCUACUUCUGACUGCCUCAGCCCAGCGCCUGUCACUGCUGCUCACCCAUGCACCCCUGUCCUGGCUGAGCCUGCACUGGGGCUGGCCCCCGCAGCGGGCAGCCCGCUGGCACCUGGUGGCCCUGCUGAUGGUCAUAGUGGUUAUAUUCUUCCUGGUACCGGCUGCGGUCUUCACCUACCUUGAAGAGGCCUGGAGCUUUCUGGAUGCUUUCUAUUUCUGCUUCAUCUCUCUGUCCACCAUUGGCCUGGGGGACUACGUGCCUGGGGAAGCCCCAGGCCAGCCUUACCGGGCCCUCUACAAGGUGCUUGUCACAGCGUACCUCUUCCUCGGCCUGGUUGCCAUGGUGCUCGUGUUGCAGACUUUCCGCCGUGUUUCCGACCUCCAUGGCCUCACCGAACUCAUCUUGCUGCCCGAUCCGGACCCUGCCAGCCUCAGCCAGGAUGAGGAUGAUCAGGUGGCCGUUCUGGAUGCCCGGACAGAUCUGCAUCAGCACCUCUCUGACGCCUCCCACGCUGACUACGCCUCCAUCCCCAGGUAGCUGUGGACCUGGACACACCCGGCCUGGGCUUUGGGCCCCAUGUGACUGGAUCAACUGGAAUGCCCAGGCACACUCUCCUGUCUUUUCACAGAGCUCCACUGGGAGGUGAGGAGUAGCCGCUCUGCUCCUAUGUCCUCCGCUCCUCAGGGCACUAACACAGUCAUUUUCUCCUCCUUUCUUUUCUCCCUUUUUUUCUCAGACUCUGACCACGUGGGCUUUCUGACUUUGUUGGUGAGAGUGGUGGUUUAUACGAUUUUUUGUUUUGUUUUUGUUCUUGUUGUUUUUCUAUGUCUCGCUCUCUUGCAUAGCUCAUCCGGCACACCCAGUUCUGGGCUCUGGGCCUGGACUCCACUUCAGCCUCUGUAUUCGUGGCUUUGUCUUGGCCAAAUGAUUUCCCCAUUCUAAACCUUGAUAUCUCCAGCCAUGAGAUGCAAAGAAUGUUCAAACUCAUCCAUGGACCUUCACUUCUGCCAUGCUUUUCUGUGCUAGGCACACAGUAAUAGAAGAUGUGGCUUGGGCUCUGCUCUUAUUGGGGUGACCGGCCAGUGAGGUAAAGUGACUGACUUGCUGUCCCUUGAUGGUGACAAACUCCUGUGGGCACUGGAAGAGGCAGAGUGGUCAGGACUGAGGAGUGGACCUGAAAUGUCCAGGUGGGCUUUCCUGGAAAACGGGACAAGAACUAACCCAAGACCUGCCAGUCAAGAGAAGAAAUUCUGCCUUCUUCUCAGGUGUCUAUGGGCCAUAGGGCCUGUGGGAAGAGGCCUGCAAGGGGCCAGCAUCUCCCUCAGCGACUCAACAGGCAAGGAACUGACCCAGGAUAUGAGCCCAGAUCCAAGUGGCAUGAGAGGGGUAACUUAGUGUGGUCCCACGGUGAUGCUCUGUGUACCGGGCACUGACUGAUGGUCUUUCUGGGCGUGCCCUGUAACUGGGCCAUAUUUUGCCAAUGCAUUUGGACAGUCACUCUACCUUUGGGACUCUGUGUCUGCUAAAUGGGGAACCAUAAUGCUACUCCAAAAGAUGACAUCAACCAGGUGCAGUAGCGGGUACCAGUAGCCUGAGCUGAAGCAGGAGGCUUGAGAGUUCAAAGGCAGGAUGGGAUACACAGCAGGAGCCAGGUGAUAAAAUAAGCUAAGCAAUAUAAUAAUAAUAAUAAUAAUAAAUAUAAUCACAGGAAUAUAGUGCCAAGCUAAAGGGGACUAGGCUACAGAAGGAUACACAAUCCUCGGGGUUGGAACUUACUUAUACAAUUAUAUCACUUAAGGAUUUUGACUGCAACUAACAAAGGCCAGACUGAAACAACCCGGUUGUUAAAUUGUAACUGGACAGAGCCCCGAUGGGGAGAACCUGAGCUCUGCACGGCUAAGGAAGGCAUGGCUGUGGGUUCAGUCUCUUUUCUCUCCACAGCAGACGUAGCUCUCGUAUAUGCUCUCUUCCUGGUGUCUAAUGGCUGCCACAGACCCAGGCAUCCAAACCAGACGUGUGCAAACCAGAGGAUAGUGCAAGCAAUAGAAACUUCAAGCAGUGUUCUGAGAACUUUAAGGAAGGCUGGCCCAGUACCAAACCACUGUAGAAAGUCAAAGGGGGGAACUGGGUGUGUUGGCAUAUACCUACCCUAGCACUGUGGAGGGUGUGCCUGGAGAGUCCUGAGGCUAGGCUAGCCUGGGCAACAGAUAAUGACACCACAAAACUCCAAAGGGAGCUAGGGAUGUUCACAGUGGUGGGACGUGUCUGCUUCAGGUGCUAAAGAAAACAAUUUACAAUUAUAGGUGCUGGGAAGAUGGCUUAGCCAGGCAGGCUCAAAAACCUGAGUUUCUCCCCAGUCCCUACAUAAAAAAUGCUAGAUGUCAUGGUGCAGCCCUGUAAUCCCAGCAUCUGGAGGCAGGAGCUGGUAGAAUUUCUGCGAGUUCAAGGCCAGCAUGGUCUACGUAGUG
Mus caroli (Ryukyu mouse) is the source of this 2892-nucleotide messenger RNA. It is a transcript of the gene Kcnk6, whose product is annotated as potassium two pore domain channel subfamily K member 6. Lineage: Eukaryota; Metazoa; Chordata; Mammalia; Rodentia; Muridae. Gene Ontology annotation, cellular component: plasma membrane. Gene Ontology annotation, biological process: potassium ion transmembrane transport; stabilization of membrane potential. Gene Ontology annotation, molecular function: potassium ion leak channel activity; outward rectifier potassium channel activity. The record is from RefSeq and is a predicted model, not a curated record.